GCUCGGAGUCAAGCAGGUCUUGCAUGAGCAAAGCAGGAAGCGACACUGGAUCGACUGGACUGAGAGCCUAAUGUUUUCAAAGUAUCGAUACUCCACGAGUAGGCUGUUUAUUUUGGGCGUUGAAGAAAACACGUGGGAGAAAUAUACAUAUAUAUUGAGGUGUCUGAGGGCAUGGAGCGGCGCUUUUAAACGGUCCAUUAUGGAGAUGACAAGCGAGGAGGCAGCCUGUCAGAUCCACGCAGUUUUCAUGGAGCCCGAGCCCGUGAGCCGUCUGAGGGCAAAGUACCACUCUCUGCGGAGACAGGUGUGCCUCAUCCAGUCCAUCAGUGUACUCUUCUGCUUCAGCUCCUGCGUGUUCACGCUCCUUUAUCACGCGUUCCCGCCGACUUGCAAGGAAAAUGGAACCAAGGAGACACCUACAUUUGGAAUGCAGUAUCAAGGUGCUGAAUCGCAUAGCAGAGAAAAAACAAUCCAGACACAAAGAAUCACAUCUUUCACUCGUUUGACAGUUCAAGACAAUGUCGACUUCACUGAAAAAGAAGGAUAUGUGCCGUGGAUGGAUACACCAGAGUAUCCGACACCAAACAAUAGCAGAUACUUCAUCCUGGAUGACGAUAAUGAAUCUCUGAAAGUCCUUCGCGAUGGAACAUACAAGGUUUCUCUUCAGAUUACGUACAAAAAAAAAUUCAGCGAAAACACAAGUGAAAUAUUUCUGCAACAUGAUAUUCGUCAUUGUACUGAGGCAUAUGAUGGACCCCUGACACUGCUCGUCCACUGGGAAACAGUCAACCUCAAAUACUGGACGAAAACUCUUUUCUCUGAGGGUAUUUUUUCUCUCAAAUCUGGGGACAGACUCAAGGUGUGGUCCAACAAUCGGAAACUCAUUGAUGUUAAAGGGCAAAUUUCGCAAAAAACAGCCUUUGUGGCAUAUCCUCAUUUUUCCACAUGAGGAUACGGUGAAUAUAGUAUUCACUUAAAAGGCCAUUUCUUCUAUAGCUUUGCAUAAAAAUCAAAAGGGCUGCAAUGAAGUA
Molecule: messenger RNA, 1031 nt
Organism: Carassius carassius (crucian carp)
Lineage: Eukaryota; Metazoa; Chordata; Actinopteri; Cypriniformes; Cyprinidae
Exons: 4
Coding region: 71-949 (292 amino acids)
Biological process (GO): immune response
Cellular component (GO): membrane
Molecular function (GO): tumor necrosis factor receptor binding
Source: RefSeq, a predicted model, not a curated record